This is a messenger RNA of Eimeria mitis, 3171 nucleotides long. Its product is annotated as AGC kinase, putative. Gene Ontology annotation, molecular function: protein tyrosine kinase activity; ATP binding; protein serine/threonine kinase activity. Lineage: Eukaryota; Apicomplexa; Conoidasida; Eucoccidiorida; Eimeriidae. The record is from RefSeq and is a predicted model, not a curated record. The transcript has 5 exons. Gene Ontology annotation, biological process: peptidyl-serine phosphorylation; intracellular signal transduction. The coding region runs from base 1 to 3171 and encodes 1056 amino acids.
AUGGAAACGUUACCACGACCCACAGGUACAAAUGUGCCGGAAGGCGCAACAGGGGGCCGUCGCCGUUCGUACGGAAGGCGCAACCCGGCGUCGCAGCAGCAGCAAGGGCAGCAACAGCAGCAGCAGCAGCAGCAGCAGCAGCAGCAACACAGACGCAAACAUCAUCACAGGCGUUCGCAAUCACACAAACUUCGGCGGCAAUCGCCAGAAAAGGGCAUCGAUUCGCAGCUUGUGGGGCAGGCUGGGAGUGGGGACGCGACUGCCCAGCAGCAGCAGCAGCAGCAAAACCACCAGCAACACAGGCCGCAGCAGCAGCACCAGGAGGAGCAGCAGCAGGGGCACAAGCGACGGCCGUCGUCUGAGUUUGCUCACAGAAAGGACCCCCUAGCGGAUACUACGACUACUCGCGAGGCGAGUCCUGUUUCGCCGCCGCCGGCAUCAGCUUCAGCAAUAGCAACAACAGCAGCAACAACAGCAGCAGCAACAGAAGCAGCAGCGCAGCAGGUAGCAAGCUGUGCUGGGUUGGAGAGGGCUCAGUGGACCUCAUCUUUUGAAUUUGCCUGCCGGGACUUCGAUGCCUCUUCUCCGUACGUGCCGAUCGCGCUGCUGGGGAGAGGCGCCGUUGGCCGCGUUUUUCGCUGCACAGAGAGAGCAUCGGGGGACAGCGUCGCCGUGAAGGUGGUGUCGAAGCAUCCUUUGCGGUCUCGCAGUCGGCUGCGGCGCCAGGUGUUGAUGGAGAAGGAAGCACUUGUAGCUUUGAGUGGGGGGGGUCGAUCGGUGCACCCGAGUGUUGUUCAUUUGCGGCGUACAUACCAGACAGCAGACAGCCUGUUUUUCGUGUUGCAUUACGCUGGUUCUGCUUCGCUGCGGGACGUGCUGAGGCGGCUGAGCUGCGCGGGCCUCAGUUUGUCGGUGGGGGCCGCAAGACUCUGGGCAGCAGAGACUGCUGCUGCUCUCGCAGCCAUGAGGAAGAGAGGCGUACUGCACAGAGACAUUCGACCUGAAAAUAUCGUCGUUAGCCACGAUGGCCACCUCACCCUCGUCGACUUUGACUCCGCUCUCUGUCUCACCAACCGGCAGCAACAGCGCUGGCAACAGCAGCAGCAACAGCCACCUGAGCAAACGCAGAAGCAGCAGCAGCAGCAGAAGGGUGCGCGAGCGAACUCGCGCCAUGAGCAGCAGCAACACCUCGCGAAGGAACACCGGCAACAGCUGCAAAAGGCCGAGAGGCCCGCUUCGUCUGUGGGACUUUUGCGCCAAAACAACAGCAGUAGCACUAGCAGCAGCAGCAGUGGUAGCAGCAGUAGCAGCAGCAGCAGCAGCGGGAGCCGAAGCAGCAGGAACCGGUGCGAAAGCGAGCCAGGUCGUGUAAGGGAAGGCCUGGAAGGGGGCAGCAGCAGGGGUAGUGCUGUGAUGUAUCCGUAUGCGGGAACAGCCGCAUAUGCGCCUCCUGAGUUGUUUGUAUCUCUCGACUCUGAUGGAGAGGCAGCGGCUCAGCAGCAGUUCGGCUGCGGCUUCGGGACAGACUGCUGGUCCCUUGGCUGCGUGAUACAUGAGCUGCUGCUGGGGGAGCCCCCCUUCCAAGGCCAGUCAGCGCCUGCUCUUGCCAGCGCCGUCUGCGGUGCCCAGGAGCUGUCGCUGCCGGAGCAGUUGCCUGCAGCUGCAGCAGACCUCAUACGAGGACUGCUGCGCCCGAAGGAGGAGGAGCGACUGGGGUCGCGAGAUAUAAAGGAACUUCUUGAACACCCCUUCUUCAACGGAAUCGACUGCAUGUCGCUGCACUUUCACCCUCUGCCCAUAGACGUAAUGCAGUAUGCCUUUGCGUUCCAGGGUUCAGGGCGUGCUAGCCGAGCUGCAGCAGCUGCAGCAGCAGGCUGUGGCCAGGCUGGGUUUGCUGGAGAUGAAACUGAUGCAGCAGCAGCUGCAGCAGUAGCCGCUGUGUCUGCUGCUGCGCUGGAUGCGGAGCUGACACCUUCGAUUGGCUGCCCUUUCUCCCCUCUGAAGUCCGCAGCAGCAGACUCUCCACAUGUUUGUGAUUGCUGCGACAGCAGCAAGGCAUGCGUGUGCUGUGGGGAGGACCCUGACUCUGUCCCAAUUUCUCCAGGGCAGAGCUGCAGGAGCAGCAGCAGCAGUAGCAGCAGCACCAGCAUGCAAAGCAUCACGGGGAACGGUGCCUACACAUGGAAGCGGAUGAGUAGUGGGGGGUUCAGGGAGGGUAGAGAUACGCAAGAACAACAAGAACACGGGCAGCGGCAGGAGGCCGAGAUCAUGCCUGUGCGGUCCGAGUCAAUAGAAGAACCUCAACCCGCCUGCCGCCGCUCUGUGACAGAUGCAGUCCUUGGCUGGGGCCCCCCGUUGCGCCUUCGCGCUGUCUGCAGUGCAGAUUAUUCGGAGCCUGAUGGUGACAGCCCUGCCCGGGCAGCACAACAAGCAGCACCAGCUCGAGCAGCACCGGGAACAACAGCAGUUCGACCAGAACAGGGAGCAGUAGCAGCUGUAGAAGGCCCCGUUCGGGCGGCAUCUGUUGCUGCAGGCAGCAACAUUCCCUCUCCUGAGGGCUUGCAGCAGUCUGGGUUGCCCAGCACCAGUUUCAGAGAUAAGCAGGGCACUCAAAGAGGCCCCCUCCCCGUACCCGAAGACACCCCGCCGUACGUGGCAAAGUGCUUGCUGAAGGGGGAAAGGAUGCAAUACCAUGGCGUCCUGCUGCGUAUGAGAGAACACAGAAGCUUCUGUGAACGGCUUUUCAUUCGCUUGUUUGGGAAGAGCCACAAGAGGAAUUGCCAACUGCAGCCCCAGCGCUGCCUCGCAGUACUGACAGAUGGGGGACGGCUGCUGCUGAUGGACCCAAACGGCAGAACUCUUCGGAAAACUGUCGUCCUUGCAACUGACGGCGAAAUAUACACCGAAGGAAAGGACAUGCUCAUCUACUCCAGUGUGAAAGACAACUGUUACCUACUUUUCGCGUCAGAGGAGAACACUGUGUCUUUGUGGGCGCGUUCUUUGGCGGUGUCUAUAGAUGGGGACGCGUAUGAGGUCACAGUCUACGGCAUAUGGGCUGGAUGCGCAUUCACCUCCAACAGCGGAGCCCCAUUCGCGUGGCAAGUUUGCUUCACCACCAGCGCCAAGGGCUCAGGACAGGGAGACAGCCGCUGCUUCUUCACCAUUGGAUGA